UGUAGAGCGUACGGAGUUCAGAUAAGAAUCCCCUGUUGACCUUGCUGCUGUGCGCUGAACCAAAACAACAGACCAACCAGGGAACACACAACAACCCCAGUUUACCAGCUAUGUCACAGAUAUCAAUGCCUCCGAUGCCUGCUUUACCCAGCUCGGGAUUCACGUUAUCAAAAGAGCAUUUUGUGGUUGCAGUGCCGGUUGCAGUAGUUGCAGCCGUCGGAGGUUUCCUGGUCAGCCACUACCUGAGCGGGCGGAGCUGUAAAAAGAGCAUGGUGAACACGUGCAUCAGUAAAGAUAGCCCCAAAGUGGUCCACAGCUUCGACAUAGAGGACAUCGGCACCAAGGCGGUAUACUGCCGCUGCUGGAAGUCAAAGAAGUUCCCUUACUGCGACGGAGCCCACGCCAAACACAACGAUGAAACUGGGGAUAACGUCGGGCCGCUCAUCAUCAAAAAGAAGGAUGCUUAAACCGCCCAAUCGGGGAACCUCGCCCUCAUCCCUUGACUUCUCAUGCACCCUGCCCAGUUUGUCCAGUUAUUUAUCAUCAUCGCAGUGUUGUACUGCUGGUUACGACACUGUCACAAUUAAAUCAGACAGUGGAUAUUCUUUAUAGCUUAGAACAGAAAGUGCUGAAAAUGUUGAAUUUCGGAUUUCAUACAUGCCACACUGUUCCUACUUUAGCCGACAUGACUUCAAUCAAAGGUAAUUUGAGGAGAGAUAAGGAAGGGACUUUGACAAUCCACACAGUCAGACAUGGGGGUACUAUGACUGCAGUUGCAUUUUGAUCUACUUAAUUUGAAAGAGUUUCAUUUAAAUUCUCACUGGACCUGAUACAAGGGAAGUAUUUCACCUGGCAUGUAUUGUAACUUCCCGUCUGGUGUGGGUCUCCUGCCUUUUCCACUCCUCCAGGUGUAGAGCAUGAUGAAACGUGACGGAACUGGCAGCUCUUUGCCUCAGUCAUUUGAAUUCAGAAAAGGCCUUAUUUUUUAAAUCUGCAGCCCACAAGACUCGGACUUUGAAUGCACAUAACCCAUACGACUGCUACAUGUUAUGACUUUUGCACUAUGAGCGGCUUAGUCCAAACUUCAGUUUUUUUCUCUAACGAAAUAAUCUCCAAUCUUGUGAAACCCUAUCUGCUGUUGCUGCUGCAGUUUGUCUGCUUUCUAAGGAAAGUUGUAUUUAAUCUGUAAAGUGUUCAAAACGUUUGCUUCUAAAGGAUAUAUAUUGCUUACUUCAUCAGAUUUAUUUUCUACUGGCUGCGGUUUGUCUGACUUGAUUCAUUGUUCUGUAUAUUGUGAAUAAAACUUAUUGAGUGAUCUGA
This is a messenger RNA of Cottoperca gobio, 1320 nucleotides long. RefSeq names its product CDGSH iron-sulfur domain-containing protein 1. NCBI's taxonomy places the organism in Eukaryota, Metazoa, Chordata, Actinopteri, Perciformes, Bovichtidae. The transcript has 3 exons. The record is from RefSeq and is a predicted model, not a curated record. Gene Ontology annotation, molecular function: 2 iron, 2 sulfur cluster binding. The coding region runs from base 111 to 467 and encodes 118 amino acids. Gene Ontology annotation, cellular component: intracellular membrane-bounded organelle; mitochondrial outer membrane. Gene Ontology annotation, biological process: regulation of autophagy.